Miscanthus lutarioriparius is the source of this 1305-nucleotide messenger RNA. The record is from the annotation of a GenBank genome assembly. NCBI's taxonomy places the organism in Eukaryota, Viridiplantae, Streptophyta, Magnoliopsida, Poales, Poaceae.
AUGAAGGAGGCAUGGGAGGUGGUGAAGACCAUGCGUCUCGGUGCGGAUCGAGUGAAGGACGUCAACGCCCAGAAGCUGAUGCAGGAGUUUGAGAACAUCAAAUUCAAAGAGGGCGAGUCGAUCGACGACUUCGGCAUGUGCAUCAACAACCUCGUCGGCAACCUCCGCGCGCUGGGCGAGACGAUGGAGGACACCCGCGUCGUCAAGAAAUUCUUACGGGUGGUACCUUCUCGUUUUGCCAGUGUUGUUGUCUCAAUCGAAAUGUUCUGUGAUAUGAAGGCGCUCACCGUGGAGGAGUUGGUCGGCCGACUGCGUGCGGCGGAGGAGCGGCUCAAUGAUGGAGUCGAACAGGUGACUAACAAAGCCGGUCGAUUGCUGUUGGCAGAGGAGGAUUGGCUGGAGAGAAACAAACACCGGCUUCGCGGUGUGCCAAACAAGGAAGGCGCCGGAGGCAGCGGUGGUGGCCAGACCAAGAACAAGGCGCCGGCGGCGUGCUCUCAGGGCGGCAACAAUGGUGGCGUCAAGCUCACCUCCAUGGGCACGCCGCGGCGCAAAGGUCAUUGCCGCAACUGUGGCAUCUACGGCCACUGGGCCGAGGACUGCAAGCGGCCAAAAAAGGAGAAAAAGAAGGAGGCACAGCAACCAGAGGCGAACGUGGUGGUUGCUGGCCAUGAACAAGGCGCUCUGAUGCUGGCCACGUGCGACGUCGUGCACGCGCCGCACCAGAUCGUCCACAUGACGGAGAAUGUGAUCCCAGUGGAGGUCCCUAACGACGAGUGGGGUUACAGAUUUUUUGAUCGUGCUACCAAGAAACUGGUUGUCAGCAGAGAUGUGAUUUUUGAUGAAAAGCAUCCUUUUGAUUGGGCCAAUGUAGUAAACAGUGAGCACCAGUCGACCGACACCUUUGUUGUCAAUUAUGAGUCGACUGAUGAAAAUCCGACAACAACUGGAAAUGUAGUAGAGCAAGCUACAGAGAAUCAAGGGGGUGGGGCUGUUGAGCCAGAUGGUGAUAUGCAACCUGGGUUUGCAACACCAAGUCCCCAGAAUGCUCCAGGAUCAGAUCAAGGGCCAGCUGCACAAUGGGCAACACCACCUAGUGCACACUCUGAAGAAACAUUUGGAGGACCUCUAAGAUUCAGAACACUUGAUGACUUGUUUGGGUCCACUGAUGAGAUUCAAGAUUAUGAAUACAGUGGUGUAUGUCUCCUUGCAGCAGAUGAGCCAUCUGGAGUGGAACAAGCACUAGAGGAGAAAUGCUGGUGCAUUAGAUGUUUGUUACAAUCAUGUAAUAGCAUGUUUAGUUAG